GUGGGCCAGCUGGGGGACUCCGUUUGCCUGCAGCUGGUGCGUGUCCCUUUCCAGCCCGAGCUGGGCACGCUGCUGUUCGGCUGCGUCCUGCAGCAGCACGCGGAGGGGGCCGACUUCCUGCUGCGGGGGCUGGCGGACCCGAACUUCGCCCGCGAGGAGGACGGAAG
This is a messenger RNA of Prorocentrum cordatum, 167 nucleotides long. Lineage: Eukaryota; Dinophyceae; Prorocentrales; Prorocentraceae. The record is from the annotation of a GenBank genome assembly.